GACGUCACUUCCGGUACUGUGAGAGCACGCAGGCCGGUGAAAAAGAAGAAAAAGAUCUGUUAGACAGUAUCAAUUGUUGCGGACCCGCCAUGUCAUCUUUGCUCAAAGUGGACCAGGAGCUCAAAAAGAAGGUUGAUUGUUUCCGGGAAAGAAUCACAAGUGAAGCUGAAGAUCUUGUUGCAAGUUUCUUCCCAAAGAAAUUAUUAGAACUAGAUGGAUUUCUUAAGGAACCAAUGCUUAAUGUUCAGGAUCUCACCCUGAUCCAUUCUGAAAUGAACUUGCCAGUUCCAGACCCUAUUAUCCUUACCAAUAGCCACGAUGGAUUAGAUUCACAAACUCUAAAGAAGAGGAAAUUGGACGAUGGGGAUGAUACUUUUCCAGGCACCAAAGUCUUUGUGAUGCCCAAUGGGAUGCUCAAAAGCAACGCACAAUUGGUGGAAAUAAUAGAGAAAGUGAAGCCAGAGAUACGGCUGCUCAUUGAGAAAUGUAACACAGUAAAAAUGUGGGUUCAGCUUCUUAUCCCUAGGAUAGAGGACGGUAACAACUUUGGAGUAUCCAUCCAGGAAGAGACUGUUGCAGAGUUAAGGACAGUAGAAAGUGAAGCGGCCUCCUACCUCGACCAAAUUUCCAGAUAUUACAUCACUCGAGCAAAGCUGGUAUCUAAAAUAGCUAAAUACCCCCAUGUGGAAGAUUAUAGACGCACAGUCACAGAAAUAGAUGAAAAGGAGUAUAUCAGCUUACGUUUAAUUAUAUCAGAGUUGAGAAACCAAUAUGUCACAUUGCACGAUAUGAUCCUUAAAAACAUUGAGAAGAUCAAGAGGCCCAGAAGCAGUAACGCUGAAACAUUGUAUUAGUUGUGCAUUUCCUAGGUUACCCUUUUCCCUCAUUUAAAUUUUGUUUUUUCUUCUGCGAACUGAAAAAAGGAACUUGUUUGAAUACAGACCGUCAUUGCCUUGUUUGAACAUCAUCGCUACCAAGAAGGGGGGAAAUGCUCUGGUGGAGAUUCAAAGAAUGCCUUGUUUUACAUAUAAUUUCCUCCCUCUUUGUUUUUGAUUUGUUGAUUAAAUUGUAUGUUUUUACCUUUUUUUAGAGUCGGUUGACUUUCCACCCUGUAGCUUGGGUAAUAUUAGCUACCAGGAGCUGGCAAGAGUUUGUUUAUUCACAAACUUUGAUUAUAUUUAAAUAUCAUGGGUUUCACAGGCUGUUUAUCAUUGAACAGAUGUUUGUUCAAACAGCCAAGGGACUCUAAAAUGUUUAUUGUUGGUUGUCCUGUAAUUUUAUUCCUCUAGAGCCAACUUUUUCAGCAAUGCUCAUUUUGUCUCAAAGUAAGUUUGAAAUUCCAGUCAUCUCACAAGUCCACAAGGUGUCCAGUUUGCGCAGCAAGGGUUUACUGUUAUCAGCCUAUACUGUUGCUUUCCUUUGGGAUCUUGUGUUCAUGAUCAGUUACAGGACUUUUGACCAAGUGUUUAUAGUGGAGAUUAAGAAUCAAGGUUGAAAUCAGGUCAUCCGUACAUUAAGGGUGUUUAUUCCAUUUAAGCACUUUAUUAUCAAAAGCUAUUUCUCUAACCCUGUGUCUGACACUUGGACACCUGUUACAUGUCUACUGUAGCAGCAGUAAGCUUACAGCCAUGUCCUUUAAUCUGUGUCAGACUUGUAUUAAAGUGUAGGUUUUUUUUUUUUAAAGAAGUUUAAUUGUAUCAUAUUUUGAUGCUCUUAAUUUUUACUAUCAUAAGUACCAUUAAUGUAUUUCUGAUACCACAUGGUCAAUCAUGACUUCAUGCUCAACUGUUAGACUAAAACCAGGGUAUUUCAGAUAAGGGUAUUAUGGGGCUCCAUCCCUGUAACAAAGCAGUGGUUGUAUUUAAUUUUCAAACAUUUCAGCUUUUUUUUUUUUUUUACAUGCAGGAGACCUUUCUGUUGCUGGAUUUUACUCCCAUUCAGUUCACCUUAUCUAAUUUACUUUAUCAGUAUAAAAAAAAUGGCAGUCUGUAGGCCCCAUGUAGACUACGAGUUAAUGGUACUGGUGAGUAAGCAUAACAAAUUCAUCUAUUCAAUGCUGUAUAAAUGUGUUGUAUUAUCUUGUGAAAGCAAAACUGCUGCCAUAUAGUGCUCCUGAGCCUACCUCGGAAUGCUCUUCAGCAAAAGAUACCAAUAUAACAAAGUAAAUUUGAUAGAGGUAGUUACUUGUACACAAUUUAGAAAGAAAGAGUGCGUUCCUUGUCCUUUCAACUGCUAGGAACAUAGGAGGUAAACCUCUUGCUUGUUUAUAUAGCUUGAUCACUGUUCACACGCAGCAUUUGCAAGGUACCAAAUCAUUUUUGUUUACAGGAUAUACUUUGGUGUUUUCUCCUGGUAGUUUAACACAAACACAUACUAAGCACCCAAAAAUAGCAAAGGUGAGAUGCUGAGUUCUAAUUAAGUUUACAGCAUAACCCGAGGAUAUCAGUGUGAGGAACAGACUUUAGCAUGUCUCUAACACCUUUACACUACUAAAAGGUUUAAAGCUCAGUAUCACUAUUUUCUAGCUGUUCAUCGUUGUAGUGAUAAUGAACUUAGUGUUUUAAUUUCACAAAUGAUGGCAUUUUGGAAAUGUAAUCAAUGUUUUGCCGAAAUUCCAGUAGAUAAACAAUGAAAUCACUUUUUAGUUUCUAACUUAGGCCUGUUCAGUUUUCUUCUUUUUUUACUCUUCAUCUUUGUUAGUUUACAGCCUGUGCUGCUUAACUUCUCUUACGUUGUCAUUUCUUCUGUUUCUUAAACACCACAAAUCUUUCCAUCAACUGUUGUCACAGCAGGCUGAACCAGAGUGGGGACGUUGACAACAGAUUAUAAAGCACUUAAAUGCAUAUGUUGCUUGGCAUUGCAUUUAAAUUGAGGAGACAUUAAACUGUGUUUGUCACAAGUUUUAUAAUAUUCCUUCAGGGCCUUAAUCAUUAAUGUUAUAUAGUUUGCCACAACAUGAUAUUUUGAUCCUUCCUGUGAGAUUAAUGCUCCAUUUUUUUUUUAGUUGUGCUCACUGCUUUUGGCGCACACAUACCAACUAAGAACACGUCCCUCUGCUUUGCCUUUAUCUAUUUAGCAGGCUAAGUUCUUUUCUAAGGCACCAGUUCAUGUCAAGACUACUUGCUGAGAAAACGAUUAGCAUUUAUUCCUAUUUGUACAUGCUUUUCAACAUAUUCCAGUGAUCCUUAACUGUACAGAAAACUUACCAAAAAGCACAAAUUGUACAAUGCUACUUUUGUUAAUAAAUAUCCAACGCAACACAAAUUUAGAAUCCCCUCUUCUUAAAAAUUAGUAAAUCUUACCCUUAUUUUAAAGUGACAGUUUGCUUGAUUUUUUUAAUUUUUUUUUGUUUAAAAAGAUAAUGCCUUUACUACCCAUUCUCCAGCUUUGCAUAACUAACAUUAUAACACUUUAUAACCUCUAAGUUUCUCUGUUUCUAAGCCCCAGCAGAUCGCCCCUUGUCUCAGUAAAUCUUAAAUCGUGCACACAAGCUAGACAGUGCUAGUUCAUGUGUGCCAUAUUGAUAACAUUGUGCUCACUCCCAUGGAGAAUGACAAUGGUUAUGAAAGAACCAGCACUGAUUUGCUAAAAUGCACUGAGAUAAGGGGCAGUCUGCAGAGGCUUAGAUACAGGUAAUCAUAGAGGUAAAAAGUAUAUUAAUAUACCAGUGUAGGUUAUGCAAAACUGGGGAAUGGGUACUAAAGGGAUUAUCUUUUUUUAAACAAUCUACAUUUUCAAGUAGACUUUAAGCACGAGGAAGCUCUGUGUCUUCUGCUGACAGCACAGUUUUCAGAAAUAUAUUACAAGGUUCAACAUCUCCAUCCAAGAACAUGUUUCUCUUCCCUUCCAGUUGGUGGUAUCCCAGCCUUAAAUUGUAUAUUUUAUUUUUUAUCAUUGUCAUUUUGGCUUUUCUUUAUUGUAAAACAAAUGUAUCUUUUUUUCCCCUGCCAAAAUGACAUGUAAAAUUUUUAAAUUGUCAACACAUUAAAAAUGUCAAUUGAAUGUCUUGUAAA
Messenger RNA from Bombina bombina (fire-bellied toad), 4013 nucleotides. It is a transcript of the gene PSME3, whose product is annotated as proteasome activator subunit 3. The transcript is spliced from 11 exons. The record is from RefSeq and is a predicted model, not a curated record. NCBI's taxonomy places the organism in Eukaryota, Metazoa, Chordata, Amphibia, Anura, Bombinatoridae. The coding region runs from base 90 to 854 and encodes 254 amino acids. Gene Ontology annotation, cellular component: cytoplasm; proteasome activator complex; nucleoplasm. Gene Ontology annotation, biological process: regulation of G1/S transition of mitotic cell cycle; positive regulation of endopeptidase activity; regulation of proteasomal protein catabolic process. Gene Ontology annotation, molecular function: endopeptidase activator activity.